AUGUCGCAACUUGAAAAGGCGGGCGUCAAGAAGCCGGGCAUCGAGCUCUACUCGGGCGAAUACUAUGCCGCCUGCACAUUCGGAGGUCUCCUAGCCUGUGGCCUCACCCACACGGCCGUGACACCCCUCGACCUCGUCAAGACGCGCCGACAGGUGGACCCCAAGCUAUACACCGGCAACUUCCAGGCAUGGGGCAAGGUGUACCGCGGGGAGGGGCUGCGCGGCAUCUUCACGGGCUGGAGCCCUACGCUGUUCGGCUACUCGGCGCAGGGCGCCUUCAAGUACGGAUGGUACGAGUACUUCAAGAAGACGUACUCGGACGCGGCCGGGCCCGAGGCGGCGGCCAAGUACAAGACGGGCCUGUACCUGGCGGCGUCGGCGUCGGCCGAGUUCCUGGCCGACAUCGCCCUGUGCCCGUUCGAGGCCGUCAAGGUCCGAUCGCAGGGGAGCAUCCCCAGCCCCUACCGCGGCACCCUGGACGGCAUCCGGUCCAUCGUCGCCGCCGAGGGUUGGGGGGGCCUGUACAAGGGCAUCGCGCCGCUGUGGGGCCGCCAGAUCCCCUACACCAUGAUGAAGUUCGCCUCGUUCGAGACCAUCGUCGAGAACAUCUACGCCCGCCUCCCCGGAUCCAAGGACGACUACUCCAAGCUGCAGCAGACGGGCGUCUCCUUCACGGGCGGCUACCUCGCCGGCAUCCUGUGCGCCGUCGUCUCGCACCCCGCCGACGUCAUGGUCAGCAAGCUCAACUCUAACCGCGGCGCCGGGGAGUCGUUUGGCGGCGCCGUCGGGAGGAUAUACAAGGAUAUCGGGUUCGGUGGACUGUGGAACGGUCUGCCCGUCCGUAUCGUCAUGAUCGGUACCCUUACUGGUCUGCAGUGGAUGAUUUACGACUACUUCAAGAUCUUCAUGGGCUUCCCUACCACUGGUGGUGCUCCCCCGGCAGAGGAGAAGAAAUAG
Messenger RNA from Geosmithia morbida, 957 nucleotides. Its product is annotated as solute carrier family 25 (mitochondrial phosphate transporter), member 3. Gene Ontology annotation, molecular function: phosphate transmembrane transporter activity. The transcript is spliced from 3 exons. Bases 1 to 957 code for a protein of 318 amino acids. Gene Ontology annotation, biological process: mitochondrial phosphate ion transmembrane transport. The record is from RefSeq and is a predicted model, not a curated record. NCBI's taxonomy places the organism in Eukaryota, Fungi, Ascomycota, Sordariomycetes, Hypocreales, Bionectriaceae. Gene Ontology annotation, cellular component: mitochondrial inner membrane.